This is a messenger RNA of Cydia amplana, 2272 nucleotides long. It is a transcript of the gene AGBE, whose product is annotated as 1,4-alpha-glucan-branching enzyme. The transcript has 13 exons. Gene Ontology annotation, cellular component: cytoplasm. Gene Ontology annotation, molecular function: 1,4-alpha-glucan branching enzyme activity; hydrolase activity, hydrolyzing O-glycosyl compounds; cation binding. The coding region runs from base 176 to 2227 and encodes 683 amino acids. Lineage: Eukaryota; Metazoa; Arthropoda; Insecta; Lepidoptera; Tortricidae. Gene Ontology annotation, biological process: glycogen biosynthetic process. The record is from RefSeq and is a predicted model, not a curated record.
UUGUAGUGACCGGUGACCUAAGUUUAUCUUAAAAUUACGAAGUUAAGCACAGUAUUAAUAGUAGGUAUUUAAUAUCAUUUAAACCAGCGAUAUCAGUUCGCUCGGUCGUGCGAGUCGCGUGCGCAUACAACAUAUAACUCGUUUUCUACGACACGUAUCUACGCGCAUAAAUAUAAUGGGUGGUAACUUUUCCGCUAUGGAUCCGAUGGACGUGCCAGUCCCCGAUCUACAGAAAUUAUUGGAACGCGAUGGUUAUUUGAAGCCCUACGAGCGUGAAAUCCGUCGCAGAUACAGCUGUUUCAAAGACCUAUGGGACCGCAUCGAGUCAUGGGAAGGCGGCAUAGAGGGCUUCACGAAGGGCUACAGGUACUUCGGGCCGCAGUACCACCCCAACGGCACCGUCACUUGGCGCGAGUGGGCGCCGGGCGCGCAUUCCUUGCAUCUCCAGGGGGAAUUUAACAACUGGAACAAAACGAGUCAUGCAUUCCGUAAACUCGAGUAUGGCAAAUGGGAGCUCCAAAUCCCUCCCAACCCGGACGGUUCAUGCGCCCUGCGCCACGGCAGUCGCGUGCAGCUCAUCGUGAACGAGCACCUUUACCGCAUGUCGCCGUGGGCCAGCUACGUCAAGCCUCACGAGGGGUUCACUUAUCAACACUUUAUCUACAGGCCUGAGCACCCUUACCAAUUCAAGCACCCUAAAGUGGAACGUCCGGGGUCGCUGCGCAUCUACGAGUGUCACGUGGGCAUCGCCACACCGGAGGGCCGAGUCGGCACCUACAACGAGUUCAGGGAUAACGUGCUACCGAGGAUCAAGAACCAAGGCUACAACGCCAUUCAGCUGAUGGCUAUCAUGGAGCACGCCUAUUACGCAUCUUUCGGAUACCAAGUCACGAGUUUCUUUGCCGCUAGCAGCCGGUACGGCACCCCUUGCGAGCUCAAGCAACUCGUCGACCGCGCGCACGAGAUGGGUCUGUACGUGCUAUUGGACGUGGUCCACUCCCACGCGUCGAAGAACACCCUGGAUGGACUGAACGAGUUUGACGGCACGAACGCGGGCUACUUCCACGACGGACCGAGGGGGACACAUCCUUUGUGGGACAGCAGGCUGUUCAACUAUUCCGAAACUGAGGUGUUGAGGUUCCUGCUGUCAAAUUUGCGGUGGUACCAAGAGGAAUACCAAUUUGAUGGAUUCAGGUUCGACGGCGUAACCUCCAUGCUGUACCACAGCCGCGGCGUCGGCGAGGGGUUCUCCGGCCACUACGACGAGUACUACGGCCUCAACGUGGACACCGAGGCGCUGGUCUACCUCAUGCUGGCCAACGAGCUGGUGCACAACCUGGACAAGCGGGCCAUCACCAUCGCCGAGGACGUAUCCGGCAUGCCAGCGUCCUGCCGGCCGGUCCGCGAAGGCGGCACCGGCUUCGACUACCGCCUCGGCAUGGCCAUCCCCGACAUGUGGAUCAAGAUGCUGAAGGAACAACGAGACGAUGACUGGAAGAUGGGGCACAUUGUUCACACACUCACUAAUCGACGGUGGAUGGAGGGGACUGUGGCUUACGCUGAGAGUCACGACCAGGCGCUAGUCGGAGACAAAACGAUCGCAUUCUGGCUGAUGGACGCGGCCAUGUACACGCACAUGAGCGUACUCAGCGACCCCUCGCCCAUCAUCGAGCGAGGCCUGGCGCUGCACUGCAUGAUCAGGCUCAUCACUCACGCGCUGGGCGGAGAGGCAUACCUCAACUUCAUAGGCAACGAAUUCGGCCACCCCGAGUGGCUGGACUUCCCGCGCGCGGGCAACAACUCCUCGUACCACUACGCGCGCCGCCAGUGGAACCUCGUGGACGACGAACUACUCAAGUACAAGUUCCUCAACCAGUUCGACAGGGACAUGAACCUGUUGGAGGAGAAAUACGGCUGGCUUAAGGCGGACCCGGCCUAUGUGUCGUGCAAGCAUGACGGAGACAAGGUCAUUGCGUUUGAACGCGCUGGGCUGUUAUUCGUGUUCAACUUCCACACGCACCAGAGCUUCACCGACUACCGCGUCGGAGUAAACGACCAGGGAGAUUACAAGGUGGUCCUAUGCUCAGAUAGCAAGCAGUACGGCGGUCACGGACGCAUCGAACUCGGCGGCUCCCACGUAACGCAGGGCAUGGGCUGGGGCAACCGUCGGGACUCCAUACAGAUCUACAUCCCGUGCCGCACCGCCAUCGUAUACGCCCGCCACUGAUAUUGCAAGCUAGAUGUAGGGGCACGAAGUUCUGCCGUAACCCAG